Messenger RNA from Rosa chinensis, 5785 nucleotides. Its product is annotated as vegetative cell wall protein gp1. The transcript is spliced from 10 exons. Bases 319 to 1857 code for a protein of 512 amino acids. NCBI's taxonomy places the organism in Eukaryota, Viridiplantae, Streptophyta, Magnoliopsida, Rosales, Rosaceae. The record is from RefSeq and is a predicted model, not a curated record.
UGGAUACCAAUCUUGCAUCAUGAAUUCAGGGUGCUUUUUUCCCUUCAAAAGAGACCAGAAAAUUAGGUGCAUUGCCAGCAUCUGAUGCCUUUCUUAUUUCUCUCUUCACUUUCCCCUCUUAGCGUGCUUUGCAUGUUUUUCUCCAUAAGUUCAUCCCCUCAAAUUUUUUAUUAUCUCAAACUUAAGUUCCCGUGCCCAGACUUCUGAUACCUAUAAAUAACAGCACACACGAACCAUUUCUCAUUGUGUCCAAUUCCUAGGUUCCUUCAUUGAUUCUAGGAUAGACUCUCUACCUCAAACUAUUCCUUGUGAUUAAUUAUGGCAGCACAACCUACUCGUCCUUGGUUUCGACUAAGCUCCAUGGUGCGGCCAGCCCCGGCACCAACCCCAGCCCCUGCACCAGCCCCGACUCCUGCACCAGCCCCGGCACCCACCCCGGCACCAACCCCUGCCCCUGCACCUGCGGUUCGACCAACAUUGAGGCCGCUAGCUCCUCCUCCUCCUGCUGAACCCACUCCACCACCACCAGCGGUCCGAGCUCCAACUCCGCCAGCACCAGCAGCACCAACUCCAACUCCACCGCCACCAGCGGUCCGAGCUCCAACUCCGCCCGCACCAGCAGCCCCAACUCCAACUCCACGGCCACUAGCAGCCCCAACUCCAACUCCACGGCCAUCUGCUGUGGCACCCCCACCGGUUGCUGCUGCUCCAGCACCACCUUUGGCUAUGACGAGUUCUACUGCAUCAGUUCCAUCGUCCCCAGCUCGUGGCGUUAGUUCUGCUCCCUCAGCAGCAUCCCCUCCUGCAACUGCAAUUGCCAUCACAUCCUCUUCAUCAGUACCAUCAUCUCCUGGAAAGGUAGCCCCAUCCUCUACAUCAGGGGUGCCAUCUCCUACAAGCAGGGUCACUACUUCAGUGUCCGACUAUCCAGCUACCUCCAGAGCAGUACCACCACCACAGACUUCUCCUCCAAAACCCGCAGCCGCUACAAUUUCAGUGCCACGACAAACUUAUUCUCCGCCUAAACCCAGAAGCACAACCAUUUCAUUACCCAGUACUGCUCGGGAGCCUAGUCCCAGUUACAUUCCGCCUUCCAGAACCCUUAAGCCGGUGAAUAAUACCCCACCUCAGUCGCCUAGCAGGCCCAAACCUACUGCCCCGCCACCCUCUCCUCUCAAACUGCCACCAUCUCAGUUAAGGUCCAGCACUGCAGAUCAAACUGAUCAAAGGAUUCCAUUAGAGGCUGAGCAGAAGACGGUGCUGGUCCAAAAGACCAUUGAUCAAAAGCCGACUUCCUGGUUCAGUACUGGAGUCUCAAAGCAGGAUCAUGACUCUACUCGUGAGUCCCAAAGGCCUGGCAAUCAUGCCCACCAUGCAAAGCAAGAAGAGAAAAUCACCAAGAAGAAGUUAUCAUCUGAUUCUGAGGAGGCUUCAGGCAUGAGGGUCAUAACUCUUGCAGGUGAUAACAAAGGGGCUUUUAUGGAACUCAUGCGAUCCCCUAAUAAACAUCAUGAGCAACGUGGGGAGCAUUCUCAUUAUCUUUUCAAGAAAGGCCACAAUGGUAAGUCGGCACAGACAGUUGGGAGUCAUGAAUCUGAUAAAAGCAGCAGCAGCAGUGGUGAGGAAGGCAAGCCAAAAAUGAAGGACAAAAGUCACCACAAAGGAAUUAAGGCAGGGAGCUCAUCACAGCUGCCUCUGAGUUCAUUCACAAACAGCAAUGUUCAAGGUAUCAACAACUCCAUUGUGUACAACAGUUCCUGCACUCACCACGACCCGGGCGUGCACCUUGCUCUCACUAGGAAGCCCAAUGGGGAUGGAUUCGAUGUCAAGAGCCAUGUCAACGGCCGACAAAGUUAAGUGAGAGACAAAAAGCACAACAACACACAACUGAGAAUCGAUCAAAGGAGAACUGUUAAACGGUUUUAAUUAAUUACUUUCAUGUUUUUGGAUUUAUUAGGCUACUAUAUAACUUGUGAUGAGAGAAUAAAAUAUGAGUGAUAUUAUAUGUAAGUGUUGGAAAAAGGGGGCAUAUAUGGGUUCUGAUUCUUCAGCUUCAAUUCCACUCCUAGUUGGAUGUGACUGAAGAUUCUUGAUCGCCUUGUUUCCUAAUAAAAAGGGUCUAUGGCCUGUUUAUUAUGCAGUGCUAGAUCAAUACCACAAAAGGGAACUUGUAUCUUUUCUUAUUAAUACUACUACUGCAGCCUAAAUUUGAUUCAGAAACUCAUGACACAUUUCAUCCACCACCAUCCGGGCAUUUCAUCAUUACUAUAAUAUUGCAACGUUUCUGAGCAAACAGCAAAUCUAAAGUGCGAAACUUGAACAAUGAAUAACAGGCUUCAGAAGUAGACUCACUUUGGUUCCUUGCUUUGGUUUUUGAGCAUCAUUUAUUGGUUUCAGCAGAGACGGGCACGGAUCAGGAGAGGCUUCUCCGAGAAACAAGAACUUGGUCACGGGCAUGGUAUCACAUAAAGUUGGGUUCUUGAUUGGAUUGGAGUUGGACCCAGAAGAACCUCGGAGGAGUUGCUUGUUUCCUCGGAAAAGUGUGGGGCCCCGGGAGAAAAGGAGAAAGAGUAUGAUGUGAGGUGAAAAGACGGUUGUGCCCUCGAGUGCUACUGUAGCUAUCCAGACGCGGGGUGGGGAAUAGAAGAGGAGGGGGAUUCAAGAUUGUGGUGAGACUUUGGGUUUUUCCAUUUUUGCAUUGAGUAUAAGCUGUGCAUCGAGUUAGAAUUGCUCUGGGUUCUUAAUAUAUCCAGGUAACCUUCAGAUUCCAUCAAACUUUUUCUGUAUCACCCAUUACUGUUUGAAAUCUACAAAUGAUUUGGUGGCUGGUAUUGGAAGUCUUAGCUUUACCCAUCUAAGGAAAUAGUACCAAUUUGGUUGUCAUCUCAUUAUUUCUGAUCAAGUUGUUUUCUUUCUGAAGCUUCCUUUAGGCAUCGAAAUCGUAUGCUUUAUGGUCUGAUGUUCUGAAAAAGUGCAGUCUUGGCCAAAUGCUGCAUAUGGCUUAAUGUUAUGAAAGAAGCAGGAAAGAGUGUAAAGAUUCCUCCUUUUGGUUGGUGUUGGCCUUCACCGAGAAAUUCUUUAAGAUCAUAGUUACGUUGGGGUUGAAGAAUAGGGGACUUGAUCAGGGUCUGUCUAUGCUGCCAUUUGUUCCAAUUUAAUGUAGUUUGUCUGUCUUUAAUUCAGGGUUUAGUACUCUACAUUCGUGAUAGUAUUACAAGUGAUGAAUAAAAGUUGGAAUAGUGAUUCUAUAUCUCUUUUGGUGUUUGAGGUAGAGGUGUGCAUGUAGGAAUCAAACUUCAAAUAUGGACCGGCCUUGCUCGCCUCUACGACAAGGGGUCUCAGUCAACUCUACACCUUGAAAACCCUACUUCUCUUAACUGUGAAUGAGGAGACAUUCUGCUUAUUCUUUGCUUUGGAGUUGGGGUAGGAUAGAGUGAAUGGAGAAAAGCAUGUACAACAACUGUGGUUUCUGUUAAUGCACGACCUGCUACUGCUGUCCAAAGACUGCAGCAGAAUCCUUUGUACAGUGUCCAUAGAAAUAAUUUGCCCUCCUUUUCUAUGCAAGUAUUGUGUUAGUAGAUACCUCCAAAAUAAAGUGAAAACUUAUUUUUGGUUUCGGAAAAAAUCAUUGAAGUAAUAUAAGAAUACAGGUUUAUGUUUGAGAUCGUGCUGCAGCAAAUGUAGCUAUAUAUAUAUAUUCCACAACGUGUUUUUUUCUCUUCUUUUUUCAUCUAUUUGUGCAGCUUAGUGAUGUGGUGAAACCUGUCUGAGCUGGCAUCUCUCUUAUUAGAUAUUGUUUGAAUAAAUUGAUUGUUUAUUAGUUGAGACAAUGAUAGAGGAAAACAGGACAUAAAUUAUAAUGCCCGCUUAAAGUCACUAUCUGAACUCUAUAUUGUCAAUCAAGGGUUCUGUGAUAAGUUGUGAAAAGGAUUCUGUGUGUGCACCGGAACAUAUAAUAUAUAUAUAUAUAUAUAUAUAUAUAUAUAUAUAUAUAUAUACGGGUGGGUUCUGAAGCGGACGGCCGCACUUCGCUAAAGUGCGGAGUUUCAGGCGGCGAUGGCGGCUCGGGGCUUGCCGGACGGAGGCUGGAGGCAUCCCAGGCCGUUCUGGGCAGCGAUCGAGGUCGGAGGAGGUCGAGGUUGCAGGUUUAUGGGCAACGAAGUGGAAAUCAUGUAAAUAAAAUGGAAAAGAGAUCCAGAAAAUCAUGUAAAUAAAGUGGAAAAGAGGCCUAACUUAUGUUACUUAAUGCAAUAAAUAUGUUCUUUUUUCCACACAACACUAGCAUGGGCAUGCAGACUUACUGGAAGGAUAUGCACUGAGCAUCAAGGGAAGAGCAUUAGAAAGGGGUACGGUUGAAGGAGCUUUUGGUCUCUUCUGCAUCUGGGAGCUCCAAGGGGAAGGACACUACAAUCAGGGAUGAAGUUUCAGUGCUAUGCAACCAUGAAAUACUUUGGAUAUUACCCUGCAUUGACACCUGAUGAGGUCAAGGAGCGGGUAGCACUAGCAAGGAAGGCACAAAAAACAUAGGCAAAGACGCAUGUUUCUUCGGAUUACUCUCAAGUAUAUAAUAGAACACCCAUACCUUAUAUUCGUCUAAUCUAAAUUGCCAGUGUGAUCCAGAUUUCUAUAAUCAGUGGAUUGCUUCUCUUUUCUACAGUCGUAUAAGGAGGAUUGAGAGGUUUAGGGUCGAAGAGAUAGAGACAGAGAGACAGAAAUCGGGUGUGUUUCUUUGCUUUGCACGAAGAGAUAGAGAGAGAUCAGUGGCAAGUUCUCACCUCAUCAUCUGAAAUCGGAGGUGUUUAAUUCAGAAAUUGGAGGUGUUUUUGGAGUAAUAGAAGGGAUUGUGGUGUUCUGAAUUGUGGCUUUGGUGGGUUUGGCGAGAGUGAGGAUCGCAGAUUCUAUGCAAAGAAGUUUUGCUGUGAUUUUUGUGCCACUGUUCCUUUGUCUGUUAUUUACUAUUUAGUGCUAUUUCAGGCUACUAUUUCUAUUCAGAUUCUGUGAACAGUCUGGCAUUGAAUUUUUCAACUGGUUUAAAUUCAGUGAUGGCAGAUUUAGAAGAUCAUAAUGCAGGAGGUCAACGUACUAAAAAAAAAACGCAGAGAAUGCCUUAUGAUCAAACUUCUGCUGCUGUUUCUGAUAUGAACACACAUCACACAUUGUGAAAUUAGAUCAAGAAAACGGAGACCAAAUUGUCAAAGAAGAUCAACAAGGUGGAAAGAAGUGUCUCAACCUCUGGUGAUCAAAGAGAAUCAGAGUUUUUGCUGUAGGACCAAGUGAUGUAAAGAAAACAAAACAAUACAUCAAGAGAACACAAAGUCAAUAGCCACAGUAUAUAAAUUCCAUUGUGGGUCAUUAUGAUUACCAUUGUUUAGAGGUUCACUGUAUUGUCCAGCAGCCAUCUCUUAUGUUCUUCAGUAGCAAAAACCCAGCAACAGCUUGACAACCACAACGUCCCUUGUCUGCACUCUGCACUGCAAACCCAGAAGCCACGAACUCCAAAAGCUUGCUAACUCCAGAAACUUCAAUGCACCAACACAGAACCAGAAACAAACGAGAAGAACAAGUCUUCUAUGUUAUACUACUCUUAGCUUACAGAAUGGGACUGAACUCAAUGCUAAAAACGUGUAGUUAACACAGGGACUUAAUCUGCUAUAUAUAUAGGGGCCAAUAUCAAUCUUGUGCUCAUCCCAUAAGGAGUCCAAGAUUUCCUAAAGAUUUCAUCUGCAGAUACUUGAUGUUUAUCAUGUAUAUAUCCUUAAUGUUAAUCAGGUUCAUUAACAGAUAA